Molecule: messenger RNA, 249 nt
Organism: Menidia menidia (Atlantic silverside)
Lineage: Eukaryota; Metazoa; Chordata; Actinopteri; Atheriniformes; Atherinopsidae
Source: the annotation of a GenBank genome assembly
AUGGCCGUGACCGUGAUUAGCGCGCGGCGCCGGCCGCGGCCCGCCCGUUCCGCCCGCCCGGCGCCAGAAACCCCCCGCCUGAGCACCAGCAGCACGGACGCGCUGCAGAAGGAGGUGACGCCCAGGAGGAGCCCCAGCACCACGAAGGGCAGAAAAUCAACAGCUGAAGCUGGACAGAAGGCCUGGAUGACAUGUGGAGCUGGAGAGGAGAGAACCAUCCCAGCUUUAGAACGCUCAGACCUGAUCUGA